GCUCUGUGAACCGGCGAGGCGGGAAAGGGCCGCCGCGGCGCCCGGCACGCCCGGGCGUGGCGGGCGGUCGAGAGCGCGAGCGGGGCGGCCGCUGUGCGCAAUCAGUGCAGGCUCCCGCCCGACUCUGACUCGGCGGAGCCGCGACAGUGCCGGCCACACCCUCGGCCCUGCCGCCGCCGUCGCUUCCCGAGAGCGGGAGGCAGGAGAUGCGCCCGGGGCGGCCGCGCGUCGCAGAGAAGCAGCUCCGACCGCCGUCGCGGGGAAGUGCCACCUGGCGGGGUCACGGCGCCUGAAGCCCACGUGCGCCGCGGAGCCCGAGGUGGCCUCGAGCGCGGCGGCUGACAGCACAACCAGCCGGAGCCGCCGCCCGCGCUCCUCCCCGAGGAAAGGAUUUUGAUUUAAAAGAAAGGAAGGAAGGAAGGACAACUCCCAGCUUCCCCGCCCCGGCGGCCGGGCCGGGUCAUGCCCAGGAAGGCGGCAGCGGCGGCCCAGCAGAAGGGACUUUCCUGGUAGCCGGGCGGCGAGGAGCGCGGACUGUGAGUUUGCUCUGCCCCGGUUCAUGGUUCCUGCAAGCCCUCUAGGAGUCCGAACGCCGCAGCCCCUCCCCGCGCCCCUUAGAGCCUCCUUCGUUCCCUGGCCCUCGGGCCCGCCCCGCGCCGCCCGGGCUCCGGCCGCCGCAGCCCCGUGCCCUCUGCCCGCAGCGGUGGAUGGCAUGAUGGUGCGGGGAAGGGAUCGCGGCCUUGGCCAGCUGAGACGCGACGGCCGCGGGGGCGGCGGUGGUAGUGGGCUCCCCAGCGGCAUGCCAGUGCCCCCCGGGCGCGAUGGCUAGCGGCAGCGCUGGGAAGCCCACUGGCGAGGCGGCUUCUCCGGCCCCUGCGAGCGCUGUCGCCGGAGCUUGCCCGCAGCCGCGGAAGAGGCUGGUGUCCGUCUGCGACCACUGCAAGAGCAAGAUGCAGCUGGUGGCUGACCUGCUGCUGCUGUCGAGCGAGGCGCGGCCCGUGCUCUUUGAGGGUCCCGCCUCCUCUUGUGCCGGUGUCGAAUCCUUCGAGCAGUGCCGGGACACCAUCAUAGCGCGCACCAAGGGGCUCUCCAUCCUCACCCACGACGUGCAGAGCCAGCUCAACAUGGGCCGCUUCGGGGAGGCGGGGGACAGCCUGGUGGAGCUGGGCGACCUGGUGGUGUCGCUGACUGAAUGCUCGGCCCAUGCGGCCUACCUGGCGGCCGUGGCCACGCCGGGCGCGCAGCCCGCGCAGCCGGGCCUGGUGGACCGCUACCGCGUGACGCGCUGCCGCCACGAGGUGGAGCAGGGCUGCGCGGUGCUGCGCGCCACACCGCUGGCCGACAUGACGCCGCAGCUGCUGCUGGAGGUGUCGCAGGGCCUGUCGCGUAACCUCAAGUUCCUGACGGACGCGUGCGCCCUGGCCAGUGACAAGUCGCGGGACCGCUUUUCGCGUGAACAGUUCAAGCUGGGCGUCAAGUGCAUGAGCACGAGCGCGUCGGCACUGCUGGCCUGUGUGCGCGAGGUGAAAGCGGCACCCAGCGAGCUGGCCCGCAGCCGCUGCGCACUCUUCAGCGGGCCCCUGGUGCAGGCGGUGAGCGCCCUGGUGGGCUUCGCCACCGAGCCGCAGUUCCUGGGUCGCGCGGCGGCCGUGAGCGCCGAGGGCAAGGCGGUGCAGACCGCCAUCCUGGGCGGCGCCAUGAGCGUGGUGUCGGCCUGCGUGCUCCUGACCCAGUGCCUCAGGGAUCUGGCGCAGCACCCGGACGGGGGCGCCAAGAUGUCGGACCACAGGGAGAGGCUGAGGAACUCGGCCUGCGCCGUGUCUGAAGGCUGCACCCUGCUAUCUCAGGCUUUAAGGGAGAGGUCUUCGCCCAGGACUUUACCGCCAGUGAAUUCCAAUUCUGUGAAUUAGCACCCCCCUCCCAUACCCCUUCUUCCACCCCCAGACUAAAGGAAGAUACUUACUCUCUACUCCUCUCCAUUUAUACCAAAGAAAUCAUAGGUGAAGCCGCCCCCUACCCCCCAUGUUAAAUGCUCGAGAGGAAUCUUCCAAAGGGCAGGGCCAUGCACACACCUUACAUGCGCACUCGGAGGGCCGAGAUGUCCACCAGCAACGCAGUAGGGACUGGGCGAUGGAAGAUGUAUAUCUGCUGGUUGCAGCAUUAUCCAGCCAACCCCUAUCCCAGCCCAUCUUCCGGAAUUUCUCAACUAAAUUUUAUUAUUAAUUGGGCAGGAAGGAGGUCAUGGGUUCAUUUUUUUUUUUUUUUCAUAAUUAAAAGAAAGGUUACCUCAGUUUUCACUCCUUAGACAUGGAUGUAGCUACCUUUUUUGUAUGUUGUUAUUUUUUUUUAAGCAAUCGUGUUGAAUUGGGAGCAUACUUGGUGUGGAAAGAGUAUGACUUGGCCAUGUGAUUUGCAAAUGGGGGGAAAGCUACUGUGAGCGUGUGUUUUAUUUUUUAAUUUACACUAUAGAGUGAUUAUUUUUCCCCCAGUGUCAAGUUUUUACCUUGCAUGUA
Messenger RNA from Cynocephalus volans (Philippine flying lemur), 2513 nucleotides. RefSeq names its product talin rod domain containing 1 (gene TLNRD1). The record is from RefSeq and is a predicted model, not a curated record. Bases 822 to 1910 code for a protein of 362 amino acids. Gene Ontology annotation, molecular function: actin binding. The transcript has a single exon. NCBI's taxonomy places the organism in Eukaryota, Metazoa, Chordata, Mammalia, Dermoptera, Cynocephalidae.